CGUCACACUAUAUAAGCAGGGUUCUGGCAGUUCAGGAGAAGGUGGAGUGCAGGAUUGAGCAGCACACUUAGAUUCCAAUGGCUUCACAGGUACACAGCAAGAAGGGGUCUGAAUCAGUACCUGUGCAUUCUGAGGUACAAGGCAAAACCAUGCCUCAAGAAAUGAUGUCUAUUCCGUCUGACCCCCAGAGUCAGAUAAAGGGUCCGGAGAUCCCAAAGUCACCGGUGGGUCUGCUGAGGAAAAGGGGUAAGGAAGCAAUUCCAAAAAUGCAACCAUCAAUGAUGAUGUUUUCCAGCAAAUACUGGGCACGUCGGGGAUUAUCACUGGAUUCAGCUAUGCUUGAUCAGCAGCACCUAGGAAAUAAUAUGCUUCGUAGGACAUCAUUUAGCCGCAUAGAUGAGAAACCGGACAAGGAGGAUAUAGGCUUGGCUUAUGACAACAGUAAAACUGCUGUGAUUUUCUCUCUGAAGAAUGAGGUGGGAUGUCUGGUGAAGGCUCUUCGGCUCUUUCAGGAGAAGCAUAUCAAUUUGGCCCACAUUGAAUCACGCAAAUCAAAGCGAGUCACCACAGAGAUGGAGAUAUACGCAGAGUGUAGCUGCACUAAAAAGGAAUUCAAUGAGCUGGUGCAGCACCUUAAAGACCAUGUCAACAUUAUCUCAUAUAACACCCCUCAAAAUGUGUGGUCUGUAGAGGCUGACUGUUUGGACUGUGUGUGUGUUUUGGGUGGCUUGCCAGAUGUAGAAGGAGUCCCUUGGUUUCCCCAGAAGAUCUCUGAAUUGGACCAGUGCUCACACAGAGUGCUCAUGUAUGGCUCAGAGCUGGACGCUGAUCAUCCUGGAUUUAAAGACAACAUCUAUAGGCAGAGGAGGAAGUACUUUGUAGAAGUUGCAAUGAAUUACAAAUUUGGCCAGCCCAUCCCACGCAUUGAGUACACACAAGAGGAGGUCAAGACUUGGGGAGUGGUGUUCCGGGAGCUCACUAAACUUUAUCCAACCCAUGCCUGCCGCGAGUACAUGAAAAAUCUCCCAUUGCUCACAAAACAUUGUGGAUACCGUGAGGACAAUAUCCCCCAGCUGGAGGAUGUCUCUCUCUUUCUAAGAGAGAGGUCAGGGUUCACAGUGCGACCUGUGGCAGGUUAUCUGUCACCUAGAGACUUCCUGGCUGGUCUGGCAUAUCGAGUGUUUAACUGCACUCAGUAUAUACGCCACAGCACUGACCCACUCUACACACCAGAGCCGGAUACUUGCCAUGAGCUCCUGGGUCAUGUCCCACUCUUAGCAGAUCCUAAGUUUGCUCAGUUCUCACAGGAAAUUGGCCUAGCUUCUCUUGGAGCUUCAGAUGAAGACGUGCAGAAGUUGGCUACAUGCUAUUUCUUCACAAUUGAGUUUGGCCUGUGUAAACAAGACGGGCAGUUAAGAGCCUAUGGAGCAGGGCUGCUUUCUUCAAUUGGAGAGCUACGGCAUGCAUUAUCAGACAAAGCUGUAGUGAAGCCGUUUGAUCCCAAAACUACAUGCUACCAAGAGUGCCUCAUCACAACUUUUCAAGAUGUUUACUUUGUCUCAGAGAGUUUUGAGGAAGCCAAAGAAAAGAUGAGGGAAUUUGCCAAAACAAUCAGGAGGCCCUUCUCUGUCUACUAUAACCCAUACACCCAAAGCAUUGAUCUGCUUAAGGACACCAGGAGCAUUGAAAAUGUGGUGCAGGAUCUCCGCAGUGACCUCACCACCGUCUGUGAUGCACUGGGGAAAAUGAACAAGUACCUUGGUAUCUAGAAAAACACAAAUUAGUUUUUCCAACACUUUUCUGCUUUGAACUAAAACUCAAACUGCAAAUACAUUAACUAGUUGCUAAUGGUGUUCUUUAUUGUAUAAACUGAACCAAAAUUCAAGCAGAGCUUGGUCUUCCUGUCUGGUGUCUUCAUGCAUUUGCCAGCAUUCAUAGUCAAUUUAUUCAUAUGUGCAUGGCUGCCAUUGCUACAGAAGCUGCAAGACGCAUUUGUUUGUGGUUGCUGAUUGUAAUUUGGUAAUCAUAGUAUUCUAUAAUCCAAUUGCCCAAGUUCCUGACUAGGUUCAACUUCAUUAUGAGAGCGCAAACAGGAAGUUUUAGAUUGAUGAUUCCAGAUGCUAAGGCAGAAAUAUACCCCACUUUGUUCUAGCCAAUUAGCAGCAAAGUCUGCUUCACAGACCCUCUAACUGUCUAAAGUCCAUAUCCAUAUAGAGUCCACUUCCAUAAGAGUCUAGUAUUAAAUGUGUUACCUCUCUGUGCCUCCAUAUAAGCCUGAAACAAGAGUUAAAAUAGAGUAUUUUAUUUUUUAUGUUUCAGAAUUUAUGUGUAUUUUUAUGCUUAAGUUGCAACAUUCAGGCUUAUAUGAAUGUUAAAAGUAUUGUGCCUAAAAUAAUUUAAAAAUAUAAUAUAGUCAUGGAUUGCUAAAUGAGUGAAUUCUACAGUCUCUAUGUCUGGAUAGUGCUUAGUAGUAUUUAUUAUAUUUGCAGCUGAUAAAGUAACUGCAUCAGAUGCUUGUUUAAUAAAGUAUAUAUUUUAUGUUUUUUUUUAGGUAUCUGUCUUAGUUUUUUUUCUUCUUUUUGUCACUGAAUAUAUUUAUUCUGAAUAUAAAGCUAUUUAUGAAUAUGAAGCUAUUAUGAUAGAUAUCUGAGUUAUUUCCAGGUUGUUGUUUUUUAUCCCACCUUGCACAACCAUGCUGAUGUGUGGAUUGUUGACUUUAAUUUGCCCCUAAGUGUAAAUGAGUAUGUGAAUGGUGCAAUACUUUAUACUCUCAUCCCAUUUUCUCACCUCACCCUCAGUGUUCCUGGGAUCCAACAUGGCCCUGACCAGGAUAAAGCACUCACUGUAGUCUGAUAUUAUACAUUUAUGAUACUAUAAAUGAGUUCAUAUUCUUUUG
Molecule: messenger RNA, 2896 nt
Organism: Tachysurus vachellii
Lineage: Eukaryota; Metazoa; Chordata; Actinopteri; Siluriformes; Bagridae
Gene: tph2
Product: tryptophan hydroxylase 2 (tryptophan 5-monooxygenase)
Exons: 11
Coding region: 78-1769 (563 amino acids)
Biological process (GO): aromatic amino acid metabolic process; serotonin biosynthetic process
Cellular component (GO): neuron projection
Molecular function (GO): iron ion binding; tryptophan 5-monooxygenase activity
Source: RefSeq, a predicted model, not a curated record